AUGGGUGAGGCUGCCAUACAAGAUAACGAUGUACCUAUGAGAGAGAAUCCCAAGCAGUUUCUAUGUAGGAUGGAAGGGAAGCGAGUGAAUGUUGUUUUGAAAUGGGGACAAUGCUAUGAAGGAAGGUUUGUUUCGUCAGACAACUACUUUAACAUUCUUCUUGAAGAGUGUGUUGAGAAUAAUGUGGGAUGUGUUUGUGAGAUUGGAGAAGUAUCGAUUAGAUGCAAUAACAUCAAGAGUGUGCAUGAGUUAUGA
This is a messenger RNA of Ordospora colligata OC4, 255 nucleotides long. RefSeq names its product Sm-like ribonucleoprotein. Gene Ontology annotation, molecular function: RNA binding. The transcript has a single exon. The record is from RefSeq and is a predicted model, not a curated record. NCBI's taxonomy places the organism in Eukaryota, Fungi, Microsporidia, Ordosporidae. Gene Ontology annotation, cellular component: catalytic step 2 spliceosome; U1 snRNP. Gene Ontology annotation, biological process: mRNA splicing, via spliceosome. The coding region runs from base 1 to 255 and encodes 84 amino acids.